AUGAAUGAAUCAGAAAAAGAAAUAUUCAUGGAGAGUCUAAUAGACAAUGAUGGUUGGACAGUUUUACAUCAUGCAUGUUUGAAAGGAAACAAAGAUAUGUGCUUGUACUUAAUCGGAGAAUAUCCUAGAUUGCUUUCCAAAAAAGACCGACGUGAGCAGCAUUGCCUUCAUUUGGUCGCUGAAUCCGGAAAUGUAGAGUGUUUUCAAUCAAUAGCUGAUUUAGCUCUAAAAGAUAUGAAUGAAUCAGAAAAAGAAAUAUUCAUGGAGAGUCUAUUAGACAAUGAUGGUUGGACAGUUUUACAUCAGGCAUGUUUGAAAGGGAACAAAGAUAUUUGCUUGUACUUAAUCGGAGAAUAUCCUAGAUUGCUUUCCAAAAAAGACCGACGUGAGCAGCAUUGCCUUCAUUUGGUCGCUGAAUCCGGAAAUGUAGAGUGUUUUCAAUCAAUAGCUGAUUUAGCUCUAAAAGAUAUGAAUGAAUCAGAAAAAGAAAUAUUCAUGGAGAGUCUAUUAGACAAUGAUGGUUUGACAGUUUUACAUCGGCCAUGUUUGAAAGGAAACAAAGAUAUUUGCUUGUACUUAAUCGGAGAAUAUCCUAGAUUGCUUUCCAAAAAGGACCGACGUGAGCAGCAUUGCCUUCAUUUGGUCGCUGAAUCCGGAAAUGUAGAGUGUUUUCAAUCAAUAGCUGAUUUAGCUCUAAAAGAUAUGAAUGAAUCAGAAAAAGAAAUAUUCAUGGAGAGUCUAUUAGACAAUGAUGGUUGGACAGUUUUACAUCAUGCAUGUUUGAAAGGAAACAAAGAUAUUUGCUUGUACUUAAUCGGAGAAUAUCCUAGAUUGCUUUACAAAAAAGACCGACGUGAGCAGCAUUGCCUUCAUUUGGUCGCUAUAUCCGGAAAUGUAGAGUGUUUUCAAUCAAUAGCUGAUUUAGCUCUAAAAGAUAUGAAUGAAACAGAAAAAGAAAUAUUCAUGGAGAGUCUAUUAGACAAUAAUGGUUGGACAGUUUUACAUCAUGCAUGUUUGAAAGGAAACAAAGAUAUGUGCUUGUACUUAAUCGGAGAAUAUCCUAGAUUGCUUUCCAAAAAAGACCGACGUGAGCAGCAUUGCCUUCAUUUGGUCGCUGAAUCCGGAAAUGUAGAGUGUUUUCAAUCAAUAGCUGAUUUAGCUCUAAAAGAUAUGAAUGAAAUCAGAAAAAGAAAUAUUCAUGGAGAGUCUAAUAGACAAUAA
Messenger RNA from Pecten maximus, 1221 nucleotides. RefSeq names its product serine/threonine-protein phosphatase 6 regulatory ankyrin repeat subunit B-like. The record is from RefSeq and is a predicted model, not a curated record. The coding region runs from base 1 to 1221 and encodes 406 amino acids. Lineage: Eukaryota; Metazoa; Mollusca; Bivalvia; Pectinida; Pectinidae. The transcript has a single exon. Gene Ontology annotation, molecular function: protein binding.